This is a messenger RNA of Carya illinoinensis, 1203 nucleotides long. RefSeq lists its product as uncharacterized. The coding region runs from base 1 to 1203 and encodes 400 amino acids. The record is from RefSeq and is a predicted model, not a curated record. The transcript has 2 exons. NCBI's taxonomy places the organism in Eukaryota, Viridiplantae, Streptophyta, Magnoliopsida, Fagales, Juglandaceae.
AUGGAUAAUCGGAAUUUUAUUGUUUCUAUGGUGUAUGCCAAGUGUAAUCAUGUAGAAAGAAGAGAACUCUGGAGAGUGCUACAAUUAGACGCGGUCCAAGAUGCACCUUGGUUAUGCCUAGGUGAUUUUAAUACUAUUCGAGGGGAGGAGGAACACUGUGGUGGUAGACCAAGACUGAGAGCUGCCAUUGAUGAGUUUAAUGAGUUUAUUGAUAAUUAUGGCUUCAUUGAAAUGAAAACUGUUGGAAGUAAAUUCUCUUGGUGUAAUGGUCAGAGGGGUUUAGCUUGGAGUUGGUCGAAAUUAGACAGAUGCUUAAUGAAUGUUGUGGCUGCGAAUGUUUUUCCUAAUGCUUGUUGUAAAUAUAUGGCUCGCUCAACUUCCGAUCAUACUCCUUUGUCUUUUGUUUUUAAGAAUUUGGGUACUCGUUAUGGGCCUUCCUCCUUUAAAUUUCAGCAAAUGUGGGUGUCUCAUAGCAAUUUUUUGAAUGUGGUUAAGGAAAAUUGGUCCGCAUCGGUUGAUACUAUGGGCUUAUCGCUAGAAACUCAACUUCAGGUGGGUUUUUCGGAUUUACUGGGGGCCAAGGAAGAUCUUGAGAUGUGGAUGCAAAGAGAAGAAACUAGGCUCUCACAACAUGUGAAGCUGAGGUGGAUGGAAAAAGGUGAGGCUUCAGCUAAGUUUUUUAAAACUUUUGGUUCUUUAAAAAAGCCCAUAGUGCAGGAAAUGAGGUGUCCUGAUGGGAUGUGUUUGGAUUCCCCGGAAGCUAUUCAUUCAGGGGCUGUGGAUUAUUUCAAUUUGUUUCUAAAGGCUCAGGUUCGUAGAGAGCUUCCUGAUUUAUCAUAUUUGGUACAAAAUUCCAUUCUUGAGGAGGAAAAUGAUAACCUCCUUCAGCUCCCUUCGAUCCAAGAGGUUAAAGAGGCUAUGUUUUCCAUUCCGGUUGACAGUAGUCCAGGCCCAGAUGGCUUUGGUUCUGGUUUCUAUAGAGCUUGCUGGGAUAUUGUUGAAGAUGAUGUAGUGGCAGCGGUUCGGGAUUUCUUCAUUGGCAAUUCAAUGCCGAGAUUCUAUUCAGCGUCUUAUAUUGCUCUCAUUCCGAAAAUGCAGAAGCCUACUGGUUUUGAUAAGUUCCGCCCUAUCAGUUUAUGUUCAGUGGUGUACAAAGUGUUUUCCAAAAUCCUGGUUCGCAGAUUAUCCCCUAUUCUGAAUUAA